Molecule: messenger RNA, 1466 nt
Organism: Phytophthora infestans T30-4
Lineage: Eukaryota; Oomycota; Peronosporomycetes; Peronosporales; Peronosporaceae
Product: ribonucleoside-diphosphate reductase small chain
Exons: 1
Coding region: 152-1291 (379 amino acids)
Biological process (GO): deoxyribonucleotide biosynthetic process
Molecular function (GO): oxidoreductase activity
Source: RefSeq, a predicted model, not a curated record
CAAAAAAGCGCGGGAGUCUCACCGGAGGAAUCGUCUGCUUGGCGCGCUCUAUCCGCAGAGCCCGCGAGCUCUUGAGCUUAUCAUUUCGGAAUUGGCGCUCGACCCAAUAAGCGACUCCUCCAGCUCUACACCCACUACCAGUCCAGUUAAAAUGGUCGCAGCCUCUUCAGAGCACAACAAGACCUCGGAACAGCCGGAGCAGGAGCUAAGCCCCGAGUUCGUGGAGGGAUUCGCUAAGGGAGUCAACGUCAAGGACGAGAAGGUAGAGCAGGCGAACCUCGAGAUGUCGGAGUUCAAGCGUAAGGAGAUGAACGGAGAGAUCCCGAUCGAGCCGUUCCUUGUCGAGAACCCCAACCGCUUCGUUCUCUUCCCCAUUCAGGAGCACGAAGUGUGGCAGAUGUAUAAGAAGGCAGAGGCCUCCUUCUGGACUGCCGAGGAGCUCGAUCUGGUGCACGACCUCAAGGACUGGAGCAAGCUUACGGACAACGAGCGUCACUUCAUCAAACAUGUGCUUGCCUUCUUCGCUGCCAGCGAUGGAAUUGUGAACGAGAACCUGGCAAUGAAUUUCAGUAAUGAAGUGCAGGUGCCUGAAGCUCGUUGCUUUUACGGCUUCCAGAUCGCCAUCGAGAACAUUCACUCGGAGGUUUACUCUCUGCUCAUUGACACGUACAUCAAGGACGCCAUCGAGAAGGACCAUCUGCUGCGUGCAAUUGAGACCAUCCCUUGUGUCACCAAGAAAGCUCACUGGGCGAUCAAGUGGUGCGACCCUCGUGUGUCCUCGUACCCGGAGCGUCUCCUGGCUUUUGCUGCAGUAGAAGGCAUCUUCUUCUCGGGCUCUUUCUGCUCCAUUUUUUGGUUGAAGAAGCGUGGUCUCAUGCCUGGUCUCAGCUUCUCGAACGAGCUCAUCAGUCGUGACGAGGGCAUGCACACGGACUUCGCGUGCCUCUUGUACUCCAAGCUGGUCACUAAGCUCCCGGAGAGCCGAGUGCACGAAAUUGUGCGCGAUGCUGUGACGAUUGAACACGAGUUCGUACGUGACUCGCUUCCGGUGGAGCUGAUUGGCAUGAACUCGGGCCUCAUGUGCCAGUACAUUGAGUUCGUGGCUGAUCGUCUGCUGUACUCGCUCGGUGUGUCCAAGAUCUACCACGCUAAGAACCCGUUCGACUGGAUGGACAUGAUUUCUCUUCAGGGAAAGACGAACUUCUUCGAGAAACGCGUGGGCGAGUACUCCAAGGCUGGCGUCGGUGUUGCUGCUGAGGAGCAGGUGUUUACCCUCGACGCUGACUUUUAAGUCUACCAUUGAUCAGAGAGAGAGAGAGAGAGGGUUAUCGGCUAUCGUAGCUCGCAGUGCGCCACGCAGCUCUUCACGUAGCGUGGUUAAAAGUCUAAGGUCGCAGCGGCAGUGUAUAUAGCCAGCUUCGUUGCAUAUUUAAAAAAAUUGACAUUCAGUUUCAGUUCCCAGUUAA